Messenger RNA from Homarus americanus (American lobster), 921 nucleotides. RefSeq names its product pectinesterase inhibitor 10-like. The transcript has 4 exons. NCBI's taxonomy places the organism in Eukaryota, Metazoa, Arthropoda, Malacostraca, Decapoda, Nephropidae. The annotation marks the transcript as partial. The record is from RefSeq and is a predicted model, not a curated record.
AUGACUCAAGAGGCGGAGCGUAAAAGGGAGCAUAUUGGCAGCGGCGACCCGGCAGCAGUGAGCAUACCAAGACUGUGGCCAGAUUAUGAAAUGAAUAGCAUUCCUGGCCUGCCCAAACGGUGCCCUCUCAUAUUGGUGGACCGCAGGAAUUUGGACCUAGACAACGUAACUGGAAUGGUCUCUUGGAAUGAUAACAGGAAUUUGGACCUAGACAACGUAACUGGAAUGGUCUCUUGGAAUGAUAACAGGAAUUUGGACCUAGACAACGUAACUGGAAUGGUCUCUUGGAAUGAUAACAGGAAUUUGGACCUAGACAACGCAACUGGAAUUGUCCAUCUCUCACACACCACCCAGUCCUCCACAGCCACCCCCUCAGUCUCUCACAGCCACCCAGUCUCUCACAGCCACCCAGCCUCUCACAACCACCCAGUCUCUCACAGCCACCCCAGUCUCUCACAGCCACCCCUCCAGUCUCCCCAGCCUCCCCUCAGUCUCUCACAGCCCCUCAGUCUCUCACAGCCACCCAGCCUCCCACAGCCACCCAGCCUCUCACAGCCACCCAGCCUCUCACAGCCACCCCUCAGUCUCUCCAGCCACCCAGCCUCUCACAGCCACCCAGCCUCUCACAGCCACCCCUCAGUCUCUCCACAGCCACCCAGUCUCUCACAGCCACCCCUCAGCCUCUCACAGCCACCCAGCCUCUCACAGCCACCCCUCAGCCUCUCACAGCCACCCAGUCUCUCACAGCCACCCAGCCUCCCACAGCCACCCCUCAGUCUCUCACAGCCACCCCUCAGCCUCUCCACAGCCACCCAGCCUCUCACAGCCACCCCUCCAGGUGAAUUAACUAUUAAAAUUUGUGUUUGCCUCUCUUCUUCUUCUUCUUCUUCUUCUUCUUCUUCUUCUUCUUCUUCUUCUUCU